AAAGCCCCAACCAAAACUUCUUCUCGCAAAGAGACUCUCUUUCUAGAAAACGAAAGCUAAAGAAUGUCGACACAAAGUAGUAAUCGGCGGUCGUCGUUUUCGUCGUCGACGACGUCGUCGUUGGCGAAACGACACGCAUCAUCGUCGUCGUCGGAGAAUGUGGGAAAAGUCACGGCUUCUUUGUCUAAAAGGAGAGUCCCUCUCAGUAACAUUACUAACCAAAAGGAUAGCUCAAGAAACUCGGUUUCGGCCUCUUCUUUGGUACCAUGUUCAAACAAAAUCUUAAAGGCAAGGAAGACACAGCCGGUUAGUAAUGUAGGUUUCUCAGGACAUGUUUUACCUUCUACAAAUGUAAGACCCAGUUCAGUUUUGCCUCCCAAGGUUGUUACAUCUUUUGCAAGAGGAAAUGAAGUGGUGGUGCCUCCUCCUAGUAUUUCUACUAUCCCUCCUCCACUAUGUAGCAUGGAGUUUUCUCCUAGUAAAUCAGAUGGUGUCUCGGUCUCUAUGGACGAGACAAUGUCCACCUGUGACUCUUUCAAAAGUCCUGAAGUUGAAUACAUGGACAACCGUGAUGUUACAGCGAUUGAUUCCAUUGAACGAAAGACGUUCAACAAUCUCUACAUUUCGGACCAUGUAGAAGCAACAGGGAAUAUCUGCAAUAGAGAUGCAAUCGCGGAGAUGGAAACAGAUGAUAAGAUAAUUAAUGUUGAUGAUAAUUACGUGGAUCCACAGCUUUGUGCAACAUUUGCCUGUGAUAUUUACAAGCACCUCCGUGCAUCUGAGGUGAAGAAAAGACCUUCCACAGACUUCAUGGAGCGAAUUCAGAAAGACAUAAAUUCCAGCAUGCGUGCAAUACUGAUUGAUUGGCUUGUAGAAGUAGCUGAAGAGUAUAGGCUUGUACCAGAUACGUUAUAUUUGACCGUGAACUACAUAGAUCGGUACCUUUCAGGGAAUGUGAUGAAUAGGCAACGGCUACAGUUGCUUGGUGUUGCCUGCAUGAUGAUUGCUGCAAAAUAUGAGGAGAUUUGUGCACCCCAGGUGGAGGAGUUUUGCUACAUCACUGAUAAUACCUACUUCAAGGAGGAGGUUCUGGAAAUGGAAUCUUCUGUCUUAAAUUACUUGAAGUUUGAAAUGACUGCCGCCACAGCUAAAUGUUUCUUAAGACGGUUUGUUCGUGCUGCUCAAGGGGUCAAUGAGGUUCCAUCAAUGCAAUUAGAGUGCAUGGCCAACUACAUUGCUGAACUCUCACUCCUUGAGUACACCAUGCUUUGUUAUGCUCCAUCACUAAUAGCCGCUUCUGCAAUUUUCCUGGCCAAAUUUAUACUUCUUCCUUCGAAGAGACCUUGGAAUUCUACCUUGCAGCAUUACACACUUUACAAGCCCUCUGAUCUGUGUGACUGUGUUAAGGAUCUUCAUAGAUUAUGCUGUAGCAAUCAAAAUUCUACUUUGCCUGCAAUCAGGGAGAAAUACAAUCAACAUAAGUACAAAUGUGUUGCAAAGAAGUACUGCCCUCCCUCAAUACCUUCAGAAUUCUUCCAGAACUGAAUGCACUCAUCAGACAUCAGCACGACUGCUCCAAUACUUUGUUGGAUAAACAAACUGUUCCACACCUGUCAUGACCAGCCUGCUUCUCCAGUUCUGAGAUGAGAGGUUCACCCUGUAUCACUUUCAUUUAGACUAGAUACACAAUUUAGGAUCUUCCAUGUGUAAGACCUUAAUUCUAGUUUGGUAUAAUCAAUGUAGUGUUGUUCAUUUUAUUAAUGGACGUCACGUGGUAAAACUUAGCCUCGUGUCACUGUCCAUGUGGCCAAAUUUUGCUACAUGUUGUAAAUUUUUUUAUUAAUUUCCUCUUUUUUUCUUUU
Messenger RNA from Theobroma umbraticum, 1862 nucleotides. RefSeq names its product cyclin-A1-1-like. The record is from RefSeq and is a predicted model, not a curated record. Gene Ontology annotation, molecular function: cyclin-dependent protein serine/threonine kinase regulator activity. Gene Ontology annotation, biological process: mitotic cell cycle phase transition. Lineage: Eukaryota; Viridiplantae; Streptophyta; Magnoliopsida; Malvales; Malvaceae.